Insectozyma verbasci is the source of this 915-nucleotide messenger RNA. The record is from the annotation of a GenBank genome assembly. NCBI's taxonomy places the organism in Eukaryota, Fungi, Ascomycota, Pichiomycetes, Serinales, Debaryomycetaceae.
AUGAAAUCAGUGCUAUCAAUUCAAUCUCAUGUGGUACAUGGAUUUGUAGGAAAUAAAGCUGCUAUAUUCCCAUUACAAACACAAGGGUGGGAUGUUGAUAAUAUAAAUACAGUUGAUUAUUCAAAUCAUACUGGUUAUGGUUCAUUUUCAGGUUCUACAUUAUCGCCAGAUGAAUUAAAAUCAAUAUUCCAACAACUUAUAAAUCUAGAUAUUCAUUAUGAUGCUAUAAUAACUGGAUAUAUACCAAAUUCACAGUUGAUAAGGAUUAUAAAUGACUUCAUUAGAGAGUACAAGCUUUCACAUCCUCAUUUGAUAUAUUUACUUGAUCCAGUCAUGGGUGAUAAUCAUUAUUUAUACGUAGAUAAAUCCUGUGUAUCAGAAUAUCAAGAAAUUUUGAAUAAUAAAAUAGUGGAUAUAAUAACUCCAAAUCAAUUUGAAUUGGAAUUAUUGACGAACAUUAAAAUAGAAUCAAAAUUUAACCUAGUUAAAGCUAUAAAUUAUUUACAUGAUCAUUAUAAUAUUUCAAAUGUGGUGAUCACUUCAGUUGUUGAUGUAUUUGAAGAUGAUUUAAUACAUUGUAUUGCAUCAGUAAAGAAUCAAGAAAAAAAAAUUGAGUUUAGAAUACCUACUAUUAAAUCAUAUUUUACUGGUGUUGGAGAUUUAUUUUCUGCUUUAACAUUAGAUAAAUAUUACAAGAUCCAGAAUAAAGAUGGAACCGAGAGGUUAUCAAUCGCUAUAAAUCAAGUACUUACAAUUAUGGAAAAGACAUUAAAAUUAACCUCAAGUAUGAGUAAUAAAGAUCUAGUAGGUAAGAUUAACGAUGCAAAUAUGAAAUAUUUCGAAUUGAAAAUUAUUGAAUCAAGAAAGUUUUAUGAUAUUAACGAGUCAAACUUUAUAGAAUAUAAUAUAGAUUAA